CUACUGGUACUCCUCCAUUAGGAGUGAAACAAUACUGCUGUACUGCAAUAAAUGAUCAAUUGUAUUAUUUUGGGGGAUGGUGUGGCCAUGACAGCUGCUUUCACAACAGUAUUACACAACUGGAUACCAUUAGUUUUCAAUGGAGAGAAUUAGAACCAACUGAUGCAACUAGACCAGUAAUGAUGAGAGCUGUUAGUGGAAUGGUAUCAUUUGAACAUGAUGGAGUACAUCAUUUACUAAUGAUAGGAGGAAUGGGAUCAACACCAGCUGUACAACUACCUCAUUAUAAAUAUAAUAAGUUUUCUAGUGGAAAGUGGCGAACUAAUGAGCAUUCAAUGUAUAAUCUAUCAUCAAGAAUAUGGAAUAAUCCUUCAAUCAUUGGGCAGUGUAUACCACCUGCUAACGAUUUCAUCAUUGAAAAGAUCAGCAACACUAGAGCUGUUCUGUUUGGUGGAGUAGAGACUGAUGAUGAUGAUAAGGAUGCCUUUACUAACAAAAUUUAUAUAUUAGAGACCUCAAUCAGCACUGUGUUCUGGCAGUGUAUAAAGAAACCUGAAGCAAUAGACCAAUGGCCUGUGGGUAGAUACUAUCAUGCAGGUGCUAUUAUUAGAACUGGAUCAGACUGUCCUAUGCUAGUGAUAAGUGGUGGGUUGGAUAAGAAUGGUGAUACAUUGGAUGAUUGUUGGGUCUUUAACAUCACUCAACAUUCCUGGAUAAAGUUAGAUGUACCUCACUUUGUUUGUAAGAGAUGGGCUCAUUCUCUCUCAGUGUUCAUUAUGAGUCCUCAUUGUGUCUGGAUAAUAACUGAUGGAGGAGUUGUUGAUAUAAGACGGACAUUUGUCGCUAAUCCUAACAUUGUUAUGUUAACUGAACUAGUUACUAACAGUACAGGAGAGUGGACAGUAGGUGAUACAUUAGAUACCAAUGAUAUGAAUAAUAAAGAAUACAAGAAGAAGUAUCAGCAGCAACUACAGAAAGGAAGAAGAAUAUGGUUGGAGGAGUACCAGAAACCAAGAAAAGGAGAUACAGCUGAUAUUGAGCAAACCAUACAAGCUCUUAUGAAGAGUCUUGAAGAGAAGGAGAGAGAAGCACAAGUUUUUUGUCAACAGAAGGAAAGAGAAGAAGCAGAGAAAGAUCAAGAAAUAAGAAGGUGUCAUUAUCAGCUACAAGAGAAGGAUAGGGAGCUACGUCAGUCUCAAGAGGCAGUUUGUAGGUACCAGCAACAAGCACUUACUGAUGAUCACUGGGUUAUUAAUAAAGAUGAGGUAAUUUUGACAAAGGAGGAGUUAGGAAGAGGGUCAUAUGGUCUUGUUACAGUUGGUACCUUUAGGGGUUUAAGAGUAGCUGUUAAGUCACUUCAUACUCUAAUCAUCUCAGAUUACAAUCAAGGUAUCUUCUCCAGGGAAAUGAGUAUAGCAUCACGAGUACGUCAUCCUAACCUGGUCCAGUUUAUUGGUGCAACUAAAGUGGGUAAUCCUCUCAUCUUGACUGAGCUGAUGAGCACUAGUCUUAAUCAGGAGCUUCGCAGAAACCAAUUAACCAAUCAACAGAUUCUCAGCUUUGCUCAAGAUGUAGCUUUAGGCCUCAACUACCUUCACCUUUUUAAGCCUCAGCCUAUUAUUCACAGAGAUGUCAGCAGUCCUAAUGUGUUAUUAAAGCCCUGCACUGGACCUUUAUUCUUAUUUUUGUUUGCUUUCGACUUUGAUUUCUUUGUUUUUCAUAACAUUUAA
This is a messenger RNA of Amphimedon queenslandica, 1730 nucleotides long. RefSeq lists its product as uncharacterized. The transcript is spliced from 6 exons. Gene Ontology annotation, biological process: necroptotic signaling pathway; protein phosphorylation. NCBI's taxonomy places the organism in Eukaryota, Metazoa, Porifera, Demospongiae, Haplosclerida, Niphatidae. Gene Ontology annotation, molecular function: protein kinase activity; protein binding; ATP binding. Bases 180 to 1730 code for a protein of 516 amino acids. The record is from RefSeq and is a predicted model, not a curated record.